AAGUUACAGGUAAAGAAUAUUUCAGUGCACAUUAGCCCCUCAAAAUGGCUGCAACCAGAUCAAAUGUACAGUUUCAAAGUUUCUUCAUUCACGCUUGAAUAACAUCUCCGCAUAUUCCUGAAAACCAUCCUUCAACGUGGGGUUGAACAACACGUCUAACGACCUCCAGAUUUUUAAGGGGAGCUCCCUGGGCCUGUUCCACAAUGUGGAGGCCUUUCUUGGGGAGGGCACCUUUGGUUUUGUAACCAAAUGCCAUAAUUUUGAAACCGAUGAGGCAGUGGCAAUUAAAAUCAGUAAGAGUGAUCCGAGCUUUUUGCAGCAGGCACGGCGGGAAAUUGCCAUCCUUAAGCAACUGCAAUGUCUGGACCCAGACACCUGCAACAUUGUGAGGUGGAAUGGCUAUUUCUUCCACAAGGACCAUAUCUGCCUCAGCUUUGAGCUCUUGGACCAAAGUCUGUUUGCUUAUAUGAAAGAGAGGAACAACUUUGGUCUUCCAGUUAUGGAGCUGAGGCCAAUUAUAUAUCAGAUAAACAUGGCACUGGGCCACCUAAAGUCCAAGGGUAUUGCCCACACAGACCUCAAACCUGACAAUGUUAUGGUUGUGGACCGUCACCAAAAGCCGCUCAGAGUCAAACUCAUCGACUUUGGCCUGGCGUGUCCUGCGUCUGAGCUGACCCCUGGUUUCAUUGCGCAGUCACUCUGGUACAGGGCACCAGAGGUAAUGUUACAUAUCCCAUAUAAUGAGGCCAUUGAUAUGUGGUCUCUAGGCCUGAUAGCUGCUGAGCUGGCCACAGGGUACCCACUCUACCCGGGGAACAUGCCCUAUGAUGUGCUCAACUUCAUAAUAGAAACUCAGGGCCUGCCAGGGGACUACGUGUUGGAGAGAGGGAUGAAUGUAGAAUAUUUUUUCUUCAGACAAGGCAACAGCCAGCAUCGCUGGAGGUUGAAAUCUCCAGGGGAGUUCCGCUAUGCGACAGGCCUCUACGCUACGGACACAAGAUACAUCAGAUUCAAAUGUCUUGAUGAAAUUGAGCAGCUGAUGAGGAUGCAGAUGGGACACCACCAUCAUCAUCAUCUGUUGGUGAGCCUGAUCAAAGGAUUGCUGAAUCUGGACGCUGACCAGCGGCUCACACCAAUGGAUGUUCCGCAGCAUCCAUUCAUUACCCUAAACCUAGACAUCGCCAACAACCCUGUGGGCACAGAACAGGAAUUACUCGAAGUCUGUGUUCAGCCUUAACACUUACAACAUGAAAAUUCAAUUCAUCUCAGUUUAAAUUAAAUUUUUCAAAUUCUUAAAAAAAUCCAACUCCAGAACCAACCAAAAAUAUAGCCGUUAGUGGUGUUUGGUGGCUUCAAACCUUCCGCUAUUUGUUCCCCUUUCAUCGGAUGUAUGAUCAAAAGAUAGUGUGAGAUCUGAAUCAAUGCAACGGUUAUACGACAGUUCUCUCUCUAUUUGUUCCCCUUUUAUCGGAUGUAUGAUCAAAAGAUAGUGUGAGAUCUGAAUCAAUGCAACGGUUAUACGACAGUUCUCUCUCUCUCUCUUCUCUUCUCUCUCCUAUCUCCCUCUCUUUCUGCCCACCUUUCCUCUCUCCCCCAUCUCUGUCCUCUCACCCCAACCAGUUGUGGCAGAUGGACGCCCACAACUGAGUCCGGUUCUGCUACAGAUUUCUUCCUGUUAAAAAGGGAGGGUUGCCAAGUGCUCAUUCAUUGUGGGAACUGUUGGGUUUUCUCUGUAAUAUUGUGAGGUCUCGACCAUACUUUGUAAAGUGCCUUGAUAUAAUGUAUGUUGUGAUUUGGCACUAUACAAAUAAAAUGGAAUUCAAUUGAA
Molecule: messenger RNA, 1828 nt
Organism: Scophthalmus maximus (turbot)
Lineage: Eukaryota; Metazoa; Chordata; Actinopteri; Pleuronectiformes; Scophthalmidae
Product: homeodomain-interacting protein kinase 2-like
Exons: 2
Coding region: 467-1237 (256 amino acids)
Biological process (GO): peptidyl-threonine phosphorylation; peptidyl-serine phosphorylation
Cellular component (GO): nucleus; cytoplasm
Molecular function (GO): ATP binding; protein tyrosine kinase activity; protein serine/threonine kinase activity
Source: RefSeq, a predicted model, not a curated record